GUUUCAGAAUCAGGGCUGUAGGCAUCAGGAGGCAGGCCCUUCCCCUGUGUCUUAUGUGUAGCUCCUUCCACCCAACUCCCUCCCGGGAAGCCACAGAAUAGAGGGAUAGGAGGAACAGAGAAGUCAGGGUAAACAGAAAAGAGCAAGGUGUGGGAAGGCCAGUGAAAUGAAUACAUCUCUACUCCCAGGUCCUGCCUGGGUCAGUAAGCCAAAGUGGACAUCAGAGUUGCAGUCUAGUCAUGCACCUGAGCCAUGAACAUUUGGCCCAAUGCUCUACUCAGACCACAGCUGGCCAGGCCAGCCCCACAUAUCCCUCCAUUCUGUGCCUUCAGCCCCUCUGGUACCUAGGCCUGUGCUCCCCCUCUGCCUUUGCUGUGCUGUUUUCUCUCUUAGCCUAAAGAAUACUUUCUCUACAUGCUUCCGGGCUUUUCUGGUAGUGAGUGGUAAGCACCUUCAGGUGUUCUAAGAAACGGAGCCAGCCAGCCUGAUUGCUGUGUAGCUAACUCCUUACCUGAUAAAGCCCGGCCAUCAGAGUGAGGGCAGUGGCAAUACCAAUGGCAUAGCAGUCCCGUCCGCAGUCCUGUAGCACAGUGGUUAGUGUUGUAGUUGAGUUGUGGAGGGUGCUGUCAUUGUUCCUGGGCCCUAGAGAAUCCUGUGAGGGGUCAAAUCCAGCCAGCUGGAGUUCUCGGUCCACCACCUGACCCACCAUGAGGCACAGCAGGCUGAAGAUACCCACAUUAACAUGGUGUGAGGUGCCCAUGAGGAAGUAGAUAAGGUUGGCAAAGAAGGAAGUGUAGAGACUGUAGAUGGGCUGCAACCCAGCCAGCAGUGAGUAGGCUAUGGCCUGUGGCACCAGGAUAAUGCCAAUGACCAAUCCAGACAUAACAUCACCUGCCAGGUAUUCUUUAAGGUGGUACUGGGGCAGCCAGUGUAUGACAGGAAACAGACCCUGCACCAGAGCCUGAGCACAUGACAUACUGCAGGUGCAGCUCUUCUUCAGCCUGGCCUUCAGUGUUUCCAGCAAGCCCUGGGACACAGGGGGCUGCCGUCGGACCAGCACCAGCGUCCCACCCUUCUCUUGGGGCUCAGGAGAAGCAUCCAUCCUGUCACACCAGGCUCUUUGGCUAACCUGCAAGGGGAAAUGGGCAUGGUUAGGGGGUCUAGGCUCUCAGAGCCCGGGAUCCAGCUUCACAGUGAGUUUUUAUCCACCCAAAAACAGACGUCACACAUCUGAUAUCAGAGCUUGUCCUUCUGACAAGAGGUUGUACUUCUGUGUGGAUGAAUAGAAAACCUUGAGCUCCAAGAUGCUAGUUUUAUACUGAGAGGUGCUUAUGAUAGCAGCAUGCUUCAGGGAUCCAGGUUACCUAGCUUCAUCCCCAGCAGUGCUCUGUGGACUACUGAAUUCAGCCCCUAUGUGAAGUCUGCUGUCUAAAGCAUCCUGAGGGCCACCUACCCAAGACAAGGCUAGACCAGGCCCCCCCACCAGCACAUGUAUGCCCAAGUCCUCCACCAGCCCACCUAUGCCCAAGCCACAGUAACAAGAGGCACCAGUCCAUGUGUGCCCAAGCCACCUACGCCCCACCCACAGUGACAAGAGGCAGAUGCAUUUUGAACUUGAACUCCAGCCCACCUGGUCUGGCAAUGGCCUCUGCCAAUCACCCCACUUCUACAUGAGCUCUCCCAAGCCAUCACCUGUUCUCCUGUGAACACCAUAGGCCUGGUGGUUGACAGAAGACCUUGUACAUUGUGUGUGCUGGGGGCCAUGGUCUGUGAUAGCCCUUCUUCAUGAGUUUAGAGUAUGCCUCACCAGUGUGCUCUGAAACCAGUGUGCCCAUUACUCCAAGCGCUGAGUCUCUUCUCAGAGGCUCAAGUACAUCGAACAAGCACACUGCUUCACAGAUGUCUACCUUUGGCCUGGCUGACCUAGCCCUUUCUGACCUUGCCUUGGUACUGAAGAAUUCUCAGGCUGUGCUGACCACGUGGUGGCCUUGGUCUUGUUUACAGGUUCCAAAGUGCUUGUUUGUAAUAUUAAUCAAACACUCUCUGUUCUCUUGCAACCCAGGACACGGUGGUGACUGUUAGAGCCAGUUGUGCCUGGCCUGGGUAACAGCUUCCUAGCUAGGGUGGUUGUCCAGCAAGCAUCCUAGCUCUUGAGGAACAUUAUGAAAACAAUGAUACAUAAGGAUCAUUGAACACCCGGAGGCCUACCCCAAGUGUCUAGGGACUAAAAUGUGUGGAGGAAGGACUCAGGAAGUCAUCUGAGCAGGGACUGAUCUACAACUUCACUCACUUGGAUGCAUUUCUGGACCUCCUCAUGGAGAACCAGCUUCUCCCUGGAUUUGAGCUAAUGGGCAGCCCUUCUGGGUACUUCACGGACUUUGAGGACAAGCAGCAGGUGUUUGAAUGGAUGGACCUGGUUGCUCUCUUGGCCAGGAGAUACAUUGGUAGGUAUGGGCUGACACAUGUUUCCAAGUGGAACUUUGAGACUUGGAAUGAACCAGACCACCAUGACUUUGACAACGUGUCCAUGACCACACAAGGCUUCCUGAAUUACUAUGAUGCCUGCUCUGAGGGGCUACGUAUUGCCAGCCCCACUUUGAAGCUGGGUGGUCCUGGGGAUUCCUUCCACCCCCUGCCAAGGUCACCAAUGUGCUGGAGCCUCCUGGGUCACUGUGCCAAUGGAACCAACUUCUUCACUGGUGAGGUGGGCGUGCGUCUGGAUUACAUCUCCCUGCACAAGAAGGGUGCAGGCAGUUCCAUCUUCAUCUUGGAGCAGGAGAUGGCAGUUGUGGAGCAGAUCCAGCAGCUCUUCCCUGAGUUCAAGGACACCCCUAUUUACAAUGAUGAGGCAGACCCUCUGGUGGGCUGGUCCCUGCCACAACCUUGGAGAGCUGAUGUGACUUAUGCAGCCCUGGUGGUGAAGGUCAUUGCACAGCACCAGAACCUGCUGUUUGCCAAUAGCAGUUCCUCCAUGCGCUACGUGCUCCUCAGCAAUGACAAUGCCUUCCUGAGCUACCAUCCGUACCCUUUCUCCCAGCGUACACUUACUGCUCGCUUCCAGGUCAACAACACUCACCCACCCCACGUGCAGUUGCUGCGAAAGCCAGUACUCACAGUCAUGGGGCUGAUGGCCCUGUUGGAUGGAGAGCAACUCUGGGCAGAGGUCUCGAAGGCUGGGGCUGUGUUGGACAGCAAUCAUACAGUGGGUGUCCUGGCUAGCACCCAUCAGCCUGAAGACUCCUCAGAGGCCUGGAGCACCACAGUCCUGAUCUAUACUAGCGAUGACACCCACAUACACUCCAACCACAGUAUCCCUGUGACUCUUCACCUGCGUGGGGUACCUCCUGGUUUGGAGCUUGUCUAUGUAGUACUUUACUUAGACAACCAACUCAGCAGCCCCUACAGUGUGUGGCAGCGCAUGGGCCAGCCAGUCUUCCCCUCUGCAGAGCAGUUCCGAAAUAUGCGCAUGGCAGAGGACCCAGUGGCGGAGGCACCACGCCCCUUUCCUGCUAGGGGCCGCCUAACCUUACACCAGAAGCUUCCGGUGCCAUCACUCCUGCUGGUGCAUGUAUGCGCGCGCCCUUUGAAGCCACCGGGGCAGGUCAGCCGGCUCCGUGCACUGCCCCUGACACGUGGGCAGCUGGUUCUGGUCUGGUCGGAUGAGCAUGUGGGUUCCAAGUGCGUGAGUGGGGUGGUCGUCCUUUCCUAUGUCAUCACCCUUGUAAUCAUACAUCUCUCUCUGGUACCAUAUGUUCUAUACACACCACACACACCUACACAGACCAACUUGUGUCUGAGUUGGAGAUUACCUACAGUGAUAGUUUCCAGGACCCUGUCACUGUGUUCUGUCACAAUUUUGAGAGUGCCCAGGGACUCUAGAUGUGCUAGCAAAGGACCUGAAGAGAAUAGGGUUGUGAGUCUACCCUCUACCACCCAUCCAAGCCUUCAGAGUUUACCUAGCCCCAGCUUCAGUACCAAUCCAUCCCUCCUCAGGUGCCUGUGGACAUAUGAGAUCCAGUUUUCUCAGAAGGGUGAAGCAUAUGCCCCAAUCCACAGGAGGCCAUCUACUUUCAAUCUCUUUGUAUUCAGCCCAGACACAGCUGUGGUCUCUGGCUCCUACCGAGUACGAGCAUUGGACUACUGGGCCCGUCCGGGCCCCUUCUCCGACCCUGUGACUUACCUGGAUGUCCCUGCCUCAUGAGGGCCACUGGCUCCUAGUGACUGGUGAGCCUGUGCUGACUGGUGACUGGAGUCAACUAGGAUGAGCUAGACUGCCAUUAGCUAGCCAGCUGACUAUCAGCUUCUUUUGUUGUUCCUCUAUUUCCCUUUAAAGUGUCUUUCUCUACCUCAGACUUAGGGUCAGCCUUUGUGGAUCAGUACUUUACAGGGCCCACUUGGAGUGACCUUUGCCCACCUUCCUCCCCACUCCCAGCUGUUCAAAAGUUUAAAUGUGGCACUGGAAAGAUGGCUCAGUGGACAAACUGCUUGCUGUACAAGCAGACACGGGGACUUGUGUUCAGAUACCUAGCACUCAUGUAAGGGCUGGGCAUGGCAAUAUAUGCCUAUUGCCCUAGUAUUGGUAGAAGGGACAGAGACAGGCCUGGGCUCACUGGCCUUCCAGUCUACCUGAAACUGCAAGUUCCAGUAAGUUCCAGUAAGAAGUUCAGUAAGAAACCCUUGGUGCACACCACCACCACACCACCACCACCACCACCACCACCACCACCACUUCCCCAUGCACACAGUCUAAUUUCAGUUUCUUGAGCUUCUGUAAUAUCAAAAAAAAUAAAGUUAUGUACUUCUGAAAUACAA
Molecule: messenger RNA, 4812 nt
Organism: Grammomys surdaster
Lineage: Eukaryota; Metazoa; Chordata; Mammalia; Rodentia; Muridae
Gene: Idua
Product: iduronidase alpha-L-
Exons: 12
Coding region: 2315-4201 (628 amino acids)
Biological process (GO): carbohydrate metabolic process
Molecular function (GO): L-iduronidase activity
Source: RefSeq, a predicted model, not a curated record